CGGGGAGAGGCGGGGAUAACAGCUCACUCCAGCGGUCUCGCUCACGUGACCACUGCAGUUCCUUGUUAUGCUCCCUGUCCCAGGCCAGGGUAGGCACUUCCAGGGGCUCCUUCUGUGCGGGGCUGCAGAGUGCUGCCAGGUGUGGAGAGAUUAAUCAGUGACAGAAAGCUGCCUCUUUGGGAGCAGUGACCAGCUGUGGUCAGGAGAGCCUCUUCCCGGCCAGCCCUAGGAGUCUGUCCAGCUUCCUGCCUGCUGCUCACCCUCCUGCUGCGGCCAUGGGGCACCUUGGGGCCCUCCUCUUCCUGCUGGGGGCCCUGGGGGCUCUCGCUGAUAUCUGCAGCAUACCAGAGGUGGACAGCAAGCUGGUGCAGGGGCUGGGCCAGCACCUCUUGCCCUGGAUGGACCAGCUCUCCCCAGAGCACUUGAACCCCAGUAUCUACGUGGGCCUGCGCCUCUCUAGCCUGGAGGCCGGAGACAAGGAGGCCCUCUACCUGCACAGCCUCAAGCUCAGCUACCAGCAGAGCCUCUUGGGGUCUGCCACCAGCAAUGACAAUAAUGACUCCCAGGCCAAGCCCUCCGUGGGCCAGCUGGCCCCCUACCUGCUUGCUCUCAGGGCCAACUGUGAAUUUGUCGGAGGCCGCAAGGGGGACAGGCUGGUCUCUCAGUUGAAGCGGUUCCUGGAGGAUGAGAAGAGGGCCAUUGGGGAUAAUCACCAGGGCCGUCCCCAUACCAGCUACUACCAGUACGGCCUGAGCAUCCUGGCCCUAUGCGUCCACCAGAAGCGGGUCCACGACAGUGUGGUGGGCAAGCUCCUGUAUGCUGUGGAACACGACCAUCAUCUCCACCAAGGCCACCUCUCUGUGGAUACAUUAGCCAUGGCAGGCUUGGCCUUCACCUGUCUGAAGCGCUCCAACCUCAACACUGAUCAGAGCAACCGGAUCAACCUGGCCAUCAGGACAGUGCAAGAGAAGAUCCUGAAGGCCCAGACCCCAGAAGGCCACUUUGGGAAUGUCUACAGUACCCCUCUGGCACUGCAGUUGCUAAUGACCUCCCCUGUGCCCGGAGUGGAGCUGGGCAGAGCAUGCCUCAACGCGGGGGCUGCUCUGUCAGCCAGCGUGCAGAAUGGGGCCUUCCAGAAUGCUCUCAUGAUUUCCCAGCUGCUGCCUGUCUUGAACCACAAAAGCUAUGUGGAUCUCAUCUCUCCAGACUGCCUGGCACCAAGAGUCAUGUUGGAACAAACUGUGGAGUCCUUUUCACAGAGCCAAGUCCCAGAGGUCAUCCAUGUCACACUGAAGGUUCCCAGUGUCUGGCCGCCAUACAGACACUUCAUCUCUGUCCCUGCUGGGUCCUCAUUGGAAGAUGUCCUAAAGAAGGCCCAAGAGCUCGGAGGAUUCAUGUAUAAAACAAAGGCUUCCUUGUCAGGCCCUUACCUGACCUCUGUUAUGGGAAAAGAAGCUGAGGAACGUGAGUUCUGGCAGCUCAUCCAAGCCCCCGACACCCCACUGCAGCAAGGUAUUGCUGACUACAGACCCAAGAAUGGAGAAACCAUCGAGCUGAGGCUGGUUGUCUGGUAGCCUCACACUGGCUCACCCACUCCAGCAGCUACACACAGUCCCUAUACUUCCACCUUCCCUCCAGACACCAUUGUAACAGGCAUAAGCCUGACCCUGCCUGCCUCCUCAUGUGCUCUUGGAGCAAUGUCCCCGGAUCACCAGCCACCACUUUUGUGAGGCUUCUAAGCAAGGAACCAAGCACCUUCUCCCAGAGGUCUGUCUGCCUGGGUCUGGCUCAACCUGGCCCCACAGGCAUCCUGUGAAGACCACUCAGUCUGAAAGGCAUGCAGCAUCUCAGACUCCUCAGCACAAGAAAUCUGCUAGCUGCUGGCAUUGUGAGUACCACCUUCUCUGGGAUUGGGGUCCUGCAGGGAGACCUCUGCAGCCCCAAGGGCUGGGGCCCUGAGCCUAGCUCUCCAGUGCACCGUCAGAAUGGUGGCCUUAGAGCUAGCUGUGGCAAGGGCUCUGCACUCUGCAGGGCUGCUCAAAGCCUACCUCUGAAAUGAUUAAAGCGUUGAUUGUGCACAUG
Molecule: messenger RNA, 2082 nt
Organism: Pteropus alecto (black flying fox)
Lineage: Eukaryota; Metazoa; Chordata; Mammalia; Chiroptera; Pteropodidae
Gene: TCN2
Product: transcobalamin 2
Exons: 10
Coding region: 276-1574 (432 amino acids)
Biological process (GO): cobalamin transport
Molecular function (GO): cobalamin binding
Source: RefSeq, a predicted model, not a curated record